Molecule: messenger RNA, 601 nt
Organism: Salvia hispanica
Lineage: Eukaryota; Viridiplantae; Streptophyta; Magnoliopsida; Lamiales; Lamiaceae
Product: ATP-dependent RNA helicase
Source: RefSeq, a predicted model, not a curated record
CAUUUCCAGCAUUCAGAUCCAUCCCCAAAUAUCCCUCUCUCUACAUCGCGCAGCGAAGAAGGCGACGAUUAUGGCUUUGAGGGCAUUCUACAACGAGAUGAAGGGGUUGAAGGUGAAAGAAGUGCCCGCGCACCUCAAGCCUUAUUUCUCCGUGAAAUACAUGAAGCAAUCCUUCAAUCGUGCCGUCGACAAUUACAUCGACAAAUACAUCGAGACCAAUUCCAUCCAGCCUCUGUAUCACGUCUGCUUCGGCGGAAUGGCUCUAUCCUACCUUAUCGCCCUCCCCGAGGAGCGCCGCCACCUCGAGCACCAAAAGGCCGCCGGCCACCACUGAUCCCGAUCAACCAAAGGUGUGGGCGCUGCUUUAUUUCCUGUGGGAAGUUUCUUGGUUGUAUUUUCCUAGUUAUACUUGAACCUUUGCGAGCACAACAAACUUGUGCAAAUAAUUCUGUUUCUGAGAAUCAUAUUGUUGAAUUUGGGAUUGAGCUUACUCUUUUGGCAUGAGCGUUGUUUCUAAUUGCCAAUAAGCUUUGUUUCUUUUUGCUACUUGCAUUGAACCCGUCCAUUGUAACGGUUUAAAAUGAUAUCGUGUCUUAGAAUA